AUGAUAAAAGCAAUUCCAUUAGAACCCUCGAUCAAUUCAUCCCCAGCAUCUUCUGCCAGAGAAUUUCGAACAGAAUGCACUCCAUCCACUUUAGGAAACGAGCUCGAUCACGUGUCACUCGACGCAAUCGAGACCAUCGAUCUUACCGGAAAAGUUGCCCUUCCCUCUCCAUCAACGACUGAUUGGGAGCCGCCUCGACCACGGGCCGAUGGAGCUGUACCACCCGAAUGCUGUCGCGCAAAACGAGGCAAAAAACGGAAGGGUGGUGAGUGUACACCGGACCUGCUUGCUACGUCUGGAACGCCGUCAAAAUUCCAACACCUCUCGAGGGCAGGCACGUCACCACCCGUGAAGAAUAUUCCUGCAGAGCUGUCCGCAACGCCGAGUCGUCGUAGUACGCCUAGCGAUGCCAUGCUGCACAAAACAUCGAUCGCGGACGAGGACAACGACAACGAUUCACCUGAUACCUGGCUCGAUAUUGACACCAUAUUUCCAGAUGCCGGAUUAGAGCUUUACCCGCAGCCGCCUCGGAGCACCUACCGAGGAGAGAGAAAAACCGAGAGCCCGCAACAGCCCAACUCACCGUUGUAUUCGAACGAUGCCACGCCGCCGCCACCUUGUAUUGAAUGGAACAGCAAUUCAUCGCAGUCACAUAACCCAGAGUCAUUGCCCAUCACGAAGAUGUCUACUAUUAAACAAGCAGACAAAUCUUUCAAGGGAUUUCUGGCUGUUCACUCGGAGACCCUGGCGCAAUUGAUAUCAAUUCUGAAAGAAAAACUCCACAAAAAUGCAGAAAUUAUCUACGAACAGGCGAUUCAAGGCCGACUAGCACCAGAUAUCAUCGCCGCAAAUAGGGAUCUGGUCUCCCAAAUACAAAUCAUGGAAACUUUGCAAACGAGCAGGAGUGCUUAUCAGGAUUGUGCGACGCGCAAGGAAGAUCUCAAGCAGAGCCUAAUGCGUGUGAUUUCUGAGGGCUCGGACCCAACAACCAUGCCGGAAAUGGCGCAGAGUCGACUCUUUGAGGCUGAAAUGAGGAAGACUGAGGCCCAGAUCCGCGAACUUCUGCCUCGAGCCAAGAUUUUUGACAUAGCUUGCAAUUUUGAAACUAAUCAAGAAGAUACAAUCUGUGAAUGA
Molecule: messenger RNA, 1134 nt
Organism: Penicillium nucicola
Lineage: Eukaryota; Fungi; Ascomycota; Eurotiomycetes; Eurotiales; Aspergillaceae
Product: Bloom syndrome protein
Exons: 1
Coding region: 1-1134 (377 amino acids)
Source: RefSeq, a predicted model, not a curated record